UAUAAGAAACGUGAUAACAUAAUCUCGGUGUCGUGUCGGAGGAAAAUUGAUUUAUUAUUUUGCGAAUAUUACUUUAUUAAUAUGUCUUCUUUACCGAUUCAGUUCAAUACCGAAGACGGGUUUCGCCCACUGUAAAUUAUAUUCCAAAUUGCAGUACUACACGUCUCUCACGUUUGGUGCUGCUUCUCGUCGACGGCUUCUCUCUGGUCAUAAUCGUGGUUGGCAUCGAUUACAACCCAAAGUAAAAAUAUAAAUCGAUGAAUGAAUUACACCUGUUACCCAGAGUGUAGGAAGGGUAGUCUGACUACUCCUCUUUUGUAUAAAUAUCUUGUUUUAGGUUACAUAAUGUUGUCCUAAUGAGAAACAUAAUAUAGUUACUGAAUGGUUUCUAUCAGUUACACAAUAGUUCUGCAGAUGUCAAAAACCAGUAACUUGUUUGUGUGUGUAUUUUAUAUGUCAAUACUUAUAUUGAUAGAUAGUUUUAAAAGCAAGGAACAUGUUGCGUUGCAGGUAUGACGAACGCGGAGGUGCUGCACCAGGUGGAGCACGGGUACCGCAUGCCGUGCCCGCAGAACUGCCCCGCCGCGCUCUACGAGAUCAUGCUGGAGUGCUGGCACAAGGACCCGCUCAAGCGGCCCACGUUCGAGACGCUGCAGUGGAAGCUGGAGGACUUCUUCACCAUGGACAACUCGGAGUACAAGGAGGCCUCCGCCUACUGAGCCCGGCCCUCCCUGCCGCCUCACCGACACGCGCACGCGCACCACACGCCUGGCCUGUACCACAUGCCGCCCGAGCUACAAAUGCUGCACAGCAGUGCCUCCAUGCAGCACCUGCAGAUGCACCAGCUGGCCGCGCACCAGGCCAGCCUCACGCACAUGCAGGCGCACCAGCUGCAGCCGCUCCCGCCCUUGACUCAGAUUCAGCCGCAUCCGGCACUGACCCAGAUCCAGCCGCAUCCGGCUCUCAGCCAGAUACAGUCGCAUCCGGCUCUUAGUCAGAUACAGUCGCAUCCGGCUCUAAGUCAAUUGCAGGCGCAUCCGGGUCUGAGCCAGAUCCAGGCGCACCCGGGUCUCUCCCAGAUCCAGGCGCAUCCAGGUUUGAGCCAGGUACAAGCGCAUCACACGGGAAUCGUGCCGACGAGGCCACGCCCACUAUGCCACCAUCACGCGCCACGACACGCAACAUAACUACUGUUACAUGAUAUAGUGCCGUAUGUACACUGUAAUAUUUUGCCAUACGAGAGAACGUAGGUACACAUAUAUUACUAGUUGCUUUGAAAGUACGUACGGCACUAAGCGGACGGCGCUGAGCCGUCACACCACGCGCCCUCACCAAAUCGUCACAUCACCCAAACACCAUCAGCAAUACAAAUAUACACAUUUGUAUGAGAAAUACUUCACUGUAGGCGAAUGUAAACGGUUCGAAAUGUUAAGAAAUAGGUUUUCUAAGCUAAAGUGCAAUAGUCACAACAUUAUAAGUAGCAAACCGUUAAUAAUCGUCUUUGCUAAGUAUUCCAAUCCAAUAGCACAGCAACGCCGACACCUUCCGAGCCCUAUGUACACCCACAGGCUGUGUUCACAUGGAUAUGCAAUGAACAAUACAAAUAAUAGUUGAAUAUAAGAAAAAUAUUCAUUUAUAAAUAAAAACCAGUGGAUUAAUAUCGGUUUAUGGCCGAUUCAAGGAGAAUAAAAUUGUACGUGAACAACGCCUCCCGUCUAUCGACGCAGGGAAUUGUGUAACUCGGGAGAAUCACUCUGCAACUUUUUUAUGAUAGAAUAUUGUAACUUAAAAUAAGAUAUUAAUAUGAAUGACAUUAUAAUCGAUACUGCUACAUUUACACAAUUCAACAAAACCAAACAUCAAACGUUACCAGAUUGCCACGACACCCAAUCAGAGUUACACAAUCGCACUGCAGUUUGUGACGACUUUAUUUUUAUUUAUACCCACUAAAAUCGACAAACAAUACUAACUCGAGUUACAAGUAUUACCACCUGAAAUAUAUAUUUCUCGAGAAAUUAAUAUGUAAUGGUACUUGUAAGAUUUAGAAAUAUUUUGAAGUCGAUUUAAUUCAUAUUGUUUACUGCCCGAUACGAUACGAAAUUAAUAUUAGGAUCGAGAGAAAUUACGUAGUAAAAAACAAAGCGAUACUAUUUUGCGAAGACUAUACGGCGACGUGACGUAAAUUUAUUGACCUUUGAUCCGUUCGUUAGAUCUUGAUAUUUUUUCCUAAUGUAUUUUAGUGUAUGUGUAACCAAGGUUAAACAAGACAAGUUUUGAUGUAUUUAAAAUACAAUUACGAAAGUUUACAGCUAUUUUAGAUUAUUAAUGCUUUUCAUGCGCUAAACCAAAGCGAUGCAAUUUUUUUCUUUUAUCUAUUCGCAAUGUCAGUAAGCACUUACCUAAUAAUUUUUAACAUUAUUUGCUUCUUUGCAGUAUUAGCAUUUCGUGUUCAGCUUAUUUCAAACAAAUGCAUUAUGCUAUAAGGUUCCGAGGCUAUUUUUGUAUUGUAACGAAUUGGUUUCAGUUCCAUUAAGUUGGAAUGUAAGGGCGCUGUGGUGUAACUUGCCAGCUCGUGUGUGUGUGUGUUUUAGUGUCGAGACGAUUGUGGCUUACACCUUGCGGAAUGCGAAUGUGUGCGUGAUACGGAGGAAAUUUAGGUUCGGCAGGGAUCAUUUUGUCGUUAUUAACGACUAGUAAAGAUUUACUUUAGACGAGGCCCCAUUCCGAUAGGUAAUUUCACCUACGUAUACCAUGUUUAAAUGUAGACUAUUGGUGAUAGAUGCCAAAUAAUCCUAACAAAGAACUGAAUUUUAUAUACAUAUUAACUGUUCUGAGGGUAUUUAGACUUUAGGUCUUUAUUUAUGUAAUUUAAAUGCAAUUAGCUUUUUUAAAUGCUAUUUCAUUAAGUCAUAUUAUUUAUAUACAUUAAUAAGUAAAUUCUUUUAUUUAAAUUUUUAAUCUCUCGCAAAUUGAGUUUCCUAUAUAUAUAUCAUUAUCUUAACUUACACUAAUGCUCAAGUUUUAGGAACUUUUAUUGUGUUUACGUAACAAUACAAGUUCGAAAUGAUAUUUAAUUUGUGCCAAGAGUUUAGUUUAAGCAAAAGUUAUUGUUGUCAGAAAAGUUAUUUAACAUCUGAUACAAGUAUCUAUGUAUUUUAUUAGUUUCUUACUUCAAAUACAAGUAAGAUAUAAUUGGCCUAAGUAAGUAUCAAUGUGUAGGUUUUAUAUCCUAACAUUUAAGAAUUAACUUAGCUAAAUGUCAAAUCGAUAGAGAAAUGAUGAUUCAUUUUAAUUGCAUGGAUAAUGAUGGAUAUUGAAAAUGUAAGUAUAUGAAGUGCAAUAUUGUUUACAACACCGGUGCUUAGUUUAUAAUUUUACUCUACGUGACAAAUGUCACGGGGAACUGAAUAUGUUGCAGAAAAACACAUUAAAUAUGUACAUCCUCAGAACAUUUAAAGAAUAUUAGUUUAUAUUAUAUUAUAUGAAAGAAAACAUAACGAAUUUUGACGGUAAAUCAAACAAUAUUGUUAUUGAUAUGAACAGUGUAAGUUUUGUUUGUGAUCUUUUUACCAUCAUACGUUGUAUAUAGAUAGUACCGAAAGUAGAUUUGGAUAUGAAUGAUUCUAGAAUGUUGUUAACAAUAUUAAAGCGUGCUACAAACUGUGUUCUCUGACUUAAUCAUUCCAUCGCAACCAGUAGCUUAAACAAUAUUUGUCAGUGUUGUUAGACAUUACUAAAAUAAUGUUUUUUAUCGUUGUACGGUAAGAUUGAACCAAUUCGCACAAACACGUUUUAUAUUGACUUUUUCGUAAGGUGCCUGAUAAAUUUUUAUGUCACAAAUUCACCUGUCACCUUUGACUUGUUCGUGCUGUUUGCUUGUUGAUAUAUAAUGACAAUAUUUUUGCUUUUAAUCAGAAUUAUACUAUUUAGUUUAUAACUUUUACUAAAUGAAAGGCAGGCUUUCACUAUAUUUUCUCAAAGGGUAGAUUUGAAAUAGUAAUAAUUGAAAUUUCUUGUAUGAACGAGUCGUAGGAAUUUAUUUUUAUAGUACACUGUGGAUAGAGCACUUUUUGUAUAUGAAUGGACAUUGGAUAUAGGAGGAGUAAUGUCAGCUCAUUGUUUUAUUAAAAAAGCAUCUGGUAAUUUGAAAAUAUCAGAGAGUUUAAAUAAUUCGAUAUUAUUACUAAAAUUAACAUAGACGAGUCCCAAAACAAUUUACUCCUGUAUUAUUUUUAUAAUUUAUUUAGUAGAUUUAUUUGUUUGUAAGUUAUAGCUGUAUAAAAUAUGCUUUAAAGCUUCAUGCUUCAUCGCAGUAAUUAAGUUUCGCUACUUCUGUCUUACAUGGCAAUAAUAUAAUUGUAUUUGUAUUUUAUUGAUUAUUAGUUAGCCAAUUUUUAAGAAUUUUUGUAUACAAGGCGCCAUCACAAUUAUUAUGGAAAUGAUCAAUCGUAAUACAUAGAUUAAGAUUUGCGAAUGAAUGUUAGGCAUAUUUAACUAGAAGUUAUUUAGUAAUUGUUGCUGUGUUACAUGACAUUUAUGCGUUAUGGUUUACAGUACUGUACAGCUGUAGCAAGAUUAAUUGAUCGGUGGUUAGAGAAUGAAAUAAAAUCACGUGCGACUGAAGUUAGUUGAUACUGUAAUGUGUGGGCUAAGGUCUUAUUACCUCCGAGUAUCAAUUAAAUCUAUUUUAAGUUUCUUGUAAGCCAAUGUUACACUGUCAUAAUCGCCGUAGAUAUUAUGAUCGCACAUUUAUCUUCUUACACUUUCUUAAAUGUCUGAAGGAUGAUAGUGUAACAUUGGCCUUAUAUUAUACGGUUAUGAUUUAUUAUUAUUACACACUUGUAAAUUUUUUUAACACAACAAUAAAUUUUAAUGUG
This is a messenger RNA of Parnassius mnemosyne (clouded apollo), 4877 nucleotides long. The record is from the annotation of a GenBank genome assembly. Lineage: Eukaryota; Metazoa; Arthropoda; Insecta; Lepidoptera; Papilionidae.